This is a messenger RNA of Dentiscutata erythropus, 930 nucleotides long. NCBI's taxonomy places the organism in Eukaryota, Fungi, Glomeromycota, Glomeromycetes, Diversisporales, Gigasporaceae. The record is from the annotation of a GenBank genome assembly.
AUGGCAACAUGGAUUACUGAUUUCACAAUUUACAUCUCUAAUGAUGCUGGUUGUCCUCCUCAAAUAAAUGAAUACGAAAUGCACCUGCAAGAUCUUAAUGAAGGAUCCGGCGGUAAAUACGUAUAUGCUGGAUGUAAGAGUGAGAGAAUUUCUGGAAAUCAUGAUGACGCGGUAACUUCCUUAUCAUUUCUCGCUUUCUCAAGUCAACAAACACAAAAACCAGACGGCUGGCAAUUCUGGAAUCCCCAAGACUUGAACGUAGAUGCGGGUGGUAAAUUCAUUUAUAUAGUUUGGAAUAAGGGAGAAGAGACGGAUCCUAUCAUAGAAAUCGAUUUUGUGGUCAAUGAAAGUAAUGAUAGUAUUGAUAAGAAAGGUAUUUCGUGGACAAAAAUAAAUCAGGAUUUAAAUGAGGGUGCUGGUGGAAAAUAUAUAUUUUGUUCCUAUUUUAGAGGUCAUGCCUUGGAUGACCAAAUAUUUAAACGAUUCAAAUGGGAGAUACGCGGCAAGCUUGCGCGCAGCUCUGCGCCUCACUACAACGAAGAAGAAGGUGAUAAGAGCCAGAAAAUGGAUGAUGAUGCUAUUAAGUUUCUCGUUAAAAAUGACAUCAAAAAUGUCAUCAGCCUGAACGAGUUCAUCCUAAAUAAAGAAGAAAUCGAGAAAUUGCGGGAACAUAACAUUGACUACCUCCAUCUACCGGUUGAUGACUUCACUGCUCCAACAAUUGAUCAGUUACGCGAGGCAUAUGCGUCAUACAAGCAAGCUCUGACGACCCUUGUGUACUGCGGAUAUGGGCACGGCAGGACAGGCACAGUUAUCGCCGCAUUCAGUUUGAUUGGCCACCGAUACACCUAUGCCCAGUAUCAUGAAUUGUUCUAUGUGGAGCAAGAAGAGCAGUAUGAAGUACUAGAUAGAUUGGCUGAAGAGCUGUAA